Messenger RNA from Tachysurus vachellii, 12819 nucleotides. RefSeq names its product RAB44, member RAS oncogene family (gene rab44). The transcript is spliced from 11 exons. NCBI's taxonomy places the organism in Eukaryota, Metazoa, Chordata, Actinopteri, Siluriformes, Bagridae. Gene Ontology annotation, cellular component: trans-Golgi network transport vesicle; synaptic vesicle; endosome. The record is from RefSeq and is a predicted model, not a curated record. The coding region runs from base 163 to 12345 and encodes 4060 amino acids. Gene Ontology annotation, molecular function: GTP binding; GTPase activity. Gene Ontology annotation, biological process: Golgi vesicle fusion to target membrane; neurotransmitter receptor transport to postsynaptic membrane; cellular response to insulin stimulus.
AGGAGGAAGCUACACAUUGGGUAAUAAUCAGUAGAUGCAGCACCAAAGGAGUCUUUAACAAAAAAGACUCUGCCAUCUUCUUGUUGCUAUAGGACAUGUAGAAGAGAACAAUUUCCUGAUAAACAUCGAUCGAAGUCAUCUAGGGGCAACUUGUGAGGAAUCAUGUCAAGCAGAAAGAGUAAGAGGGGCCAGAAACUUGGCUCCUCUCGGCGUAACAAAAAUCAUAACCAAGAAACUGAAGAAAAAGACAAUGAUGAUGGAUACCAAGACCCUGGAAAAGAGGAGCAUGAAAGUGAGUGUCAGUUUCUCACAGUUUCUGAAAACCAAUCAUCUAAUAAGUCUUCACUGCUUCAUCCUGAUCAACCAGUUGUAGUUUGCACCAGCCCAAGCAGUUCAGUCCUGGAAUUUUCUCCUCAACCACAGUCACAGGAAUUUAAUGUUGUAUUGGGACAAGCUGAUAUAACAAGUAAAAAAAGAAAAAUGGGAUCAACUCGCAAGGGCAACAGAAACUUCAAAUUUGAAGAAAUUUCUGAGGAUGAGCCAGAGCACAGAGUACAGCUAAGUGAAGGUUUUAGUGAUGAGCACAAAGUAGAUGAAGAAGCAUCCAUAAAAGAGUAUGGGGGCAAAGAAGACCAAACAAGUCUAAUGGACUGUUUACACAGUCAGUCUUCAGAAAGUUUAAGCUCUGUCCUACAAGGAAAGCAUUUUGGCCCUGAUACCAUCAUGCAAAAUGAAGACGAUAGCAAAAAUGACAAAUACCAACAUUUAGAAGCAGCUGUAAAAAGCAAACCCACUGACAUAUUUUCUUCUGAACCUAACCAGCCCAAGGAGGCAGAAUUCAGUCAAGAUUUAAAGCAUGAUCAGUCCAGUUUAAAUGUUAUGGUUAACGACACACUGGAAGGUUCUCAUGCUGAAGAUAUAGUACAAGACAAAGUUACUGGAGUACAGUCAGCAUCUUUGAUAUAUGAACAUGAGCAUAUGACCGAAGAUGACAAAAUGUCUACAGUUAAAUGGGAAAAUGUUAAUAGCAAAGCAAGCACAGAAGAUGAGAAGACAGUUGAACACUCCCUUGAGCAUAAGGAUAAACCUUUACAGCUAACUGAGGAGAGCAUUUACAAGUCUGAAAGUACAGAAGUCAGAGAGGAUACUGACGAGUAUAAGGAGGUAAGUGCAGCUUGGGAUAGAACAGACAAUGAUUCGUAUGAAGGGCUCACAGAAACAAACUUAAACCAAACAAUGGUGCCAGAUACAAACAUCAUUUCACACCUUAAAAUGAAAGAUCAAGAACUAGGAACAUCUUCAGAACAAAUCCUUUCAGAUGAAUUCCAAUUCCAGGGUGACAGUGAAAUUAUUUGUUACAGAGAAGAAAAAAAUGAUCUUUCUGAGGCCAGAUGUUGGACAGGAAAAAGUAGCGCAGAUGAGAAAAAAGGCAAUGCUAAAAAUGAAGUGGACAUGCAUUAUAAUGAAGAAAAAUAUAGAGCCACUCGGACAGAGGGAGAGGUAGAAUAUGAUGACAUGCAAUCUGCAAAUUCUAAUCAGUUGUUAAUUUCUAAAGUAAGUUCCACAAAUAGGUUCGAUUCUGUGACAGAAUCUGAACUAAUUCCUGCUAAAACACUGUAUGGAGCAACAGAAUCCAACAGCAAGACAUGUAACCUUCAACAUAACAAUCCUAAGGAAUUUCCAACUGAAUUAGAGAUGCAGUCAAAGGAAGGAGAUUGUUCAGAUCAGAUGCCUGAGAAGGUAGACAAAGAUAGAUCUGAGUUUUCAGACACAGAGACUGAGGUUGCUGGGGAAGAGAAUAAUGACAUAAAGGAAGAAAUAAAUGCUAUUUCCACAGAAAGUUUUACAAAGGAUGAUUUUAAAAGAGUGGAUGAUGAGAAGGAUGGCAUGUCCACAUUUAUGAAUGAGCUUGAAAUGGCAUCAGUCAUGACAAAUAUUCAAGAUUAUGUUAUUACAGGGCAGGCAUCUAUAGUAAUCGAAGAUCAUGGUAUUGAGAGUCCUGAUAAAGGAGGUACCUGCCCUUAUCUUGAUUCAGUGGAGCUCAUUCAUGAAACACAAGUCAAAUUAGACAUGCCAGUGUAUAAUCCCAUACCUGAUCAGAAGCAAAACAUGUAUGACGAAUGUCAAGUAUAUCCAACAAAUGCAGAGCAAUUUGAAAGCACAUUUCCAAUUGUUUACAUGCAGGAAUCAAGGCAGGUUCAGGAUAAUUCAGCAUCAGAAAAUGUGAGAUUUAGCCCCUCUAAGAAAAACAAGAUAGAUUCAUUUCAAAGGAAUCUUAGUGGACAAAUCUCAGUAGGUGACCAGAAUGCAAUGGAGGAAACCAUCCAGGUACAAAGCUUAGAAGAAAGUACACCUGUCUCAGGGGAUGAAACACUCAACUUCACUGCUGAAUCAUGUUAUCAUCAUUCACCAAAUAUGAUAGAACCUGAAGCAAAAAAAAUAGAUGAAAAUGUGAUUAAAGCUGAACAUCUGGUUGAUACUGAGGUCCUCAAAAUGCAAAGCAGAACAGAAGUGGCUGAAAGUAUAAUACGAAAUGAAGAAACAACAUGGGAGGGAGACAAGCAUGAUCAACCCAUAUCAUUAGAAGAUCCACGUCAAAAUACUUAUCCAGAUUUGAAAUUAGAGCAGUCUAAAACAUCGGAAUGUACUGAGCUUGUUACUGAUAGACUAAAUACUGACCAUACCGUGACUUUUGCCGAGCCUGUAGAUACAGCUGAAUUAGAGCAAGUGCUAGGGGAAAAGAUUCUACAAGCUACCCCCACUCCUAUUCCUAGCACAAACAGUCACAGAAGAAAAAUGGGAUCGAUACGCAGAACCCUUGGAGAAAAGAAAAAAGAAAAAGAUAAAGAGGAAGAUAUGUAUGUAGAGGAGAAAGAUACAGCUUUUACAAAGAGAUCUAUGUUAUUAGGUCCAGAAACUGGAGCUAGCGAAGAGAAUGAUAAUGAUAGAAAUAAAGAAAUAAAUGCUGGCCACAGAGAAAAUUUUACGACAGAAGCAAAAUAUACACAACAAUACAUGUAUUCUGAAAUACCCUCUCAGACGGUUUUAUCCUUUCAAACUGCAAUCAAAAAUCCAUCAUCUCCAACAGAGCAUACUGAUUUCCAAAAAGAUGAUAAAAAUAAUAUAGAGAAUUUGGAAAGUAAAAAUGCAGAAAUCCAGAUGCAAACUCAGACUAAGAAAAAGAAAAAAAUUGGAUCAACACGCAGACCCCAUGGAAGACACCAGCUGCAAGCUGAAGGAGAGGAAGGAGAAUGGAAAGAGCUAGAAAAUGCAGAAGAAAUUGAACAUCAAUUAAUAACUCAAGUAGCUACUUCAAACCUGAUCAAUGAACCACAGAAAACUAUGAGUGAAGUGACACCUAACAUCCAUGACUCAACAGUGACAACUGAACAAAUACAAAUUAUUACCACAGAAGGGCAAACAGGGACUGGAGGAAUCGAUGCACCACCUGGGAUACAGGUUAUUUCAGACAUGCAAAUGAACACAGAAAAUAUUCAUACAGUUGUGCCUGAUCAGGACCAAAACAUAACUCAACAACAGUUAGAGAAUCUUAAUGACUGGGAAUCAGAACAAGAGCAACCUGAAAGCACAAACCCAUUGCUUCAGGUACAGGAAUCACAAUCGUCUCAGGUUGAAGUGAUAAAAGAAAAUGAAAACACAGAGGAACAAAAAAUGGACCAAAACAGAACGAGCACUUGGUUUAUCGAGGAACACAAUAACGAUACAAAGGAAGAAAUAAAAGCUGGUCCUACAGACAACUUUACCAAAGAGGACAUCACAAGUGUAUGUUCACAACAAUAUGUGCUUUGUGAAUUAACCUCUCAAACUUCUGAUCUGGGUUUAACUACAAUUGAAUAUCCUUCACCUGCAACAGAGCAUCUGGAUUUCAAGGAAGAUGAAGCAAAUAGUAUAGAGAAUGUGGAAAGUAGAAGUGCAGAAAUCCAACCGCAAACUCAGACUAGGAAAAAGAAAAAAAUGGGAUCAACACGGAGACCACAUGGAAGACACCAACCACCUCAGGAAGGAGAGGAAGGAGAAUGGAAAGAGCUAGAAAAUGCAGAAGAAAUUGAACAUCAAUUAAUAACUCAAGUAGCUACUUCAAACCUGAUCAAUGAACCACAGAAUACUAUGAGUGAAGUGACACCUAACAUCCAUGACUCAACAGUGACAACUGAACAAAUAGAAAUUAUUACCACAGAAGGGCAAACAGGGACUGGAGGAAUCGAUGCCAUAUUAUCAAUUGAAGUUGAUCAGAUUAACACUGUGGCUUCUCAUGAGGUAGGCACUGCAGAAGGACUGACUGAUACUAUAGAGCAAAAGGAAAAGUCAGCAGUGCACGAAGUGAAGGAUUCUGUUGUCAUGCAUUUAGAUGAGCAAGAAAUGGCACCAGUCGUCACAAAAACACAGGACGAUGCUUUAAUAGAGCAUGUGUCCUUAACAGUCAGAAUGCAGGAUAAUGAGAUUCCUGAUAAUGAAUGUGCCAGUAGAGCUAAUGUUCAUUCUACAUGUGAGAAUGUGGACAAUAGCAAUGCCGAAAUCCUGAUGCAAACCCAACCUAAGACAAAGAAAAAAAUUGGAUCAACACGGAGACCGCGUGGAAGACACCAACCACCUCCUGAAGGAGAGGAAGGAGAAUGGAAAGAGCUAGAAAAUGCAGAAGAAAUUGAACAUCAAUUAAUAACUCAAGUAGCUACUUCAAACCUGAUAAAUGAACCACAGAAUACUAUGAGUGAAGUGACACCUAACAUCCAUGGCUCAACAGUGACAACUGAACAAAUAGAAAUUAUUACCACAGAAGGGCAAACAGGGACUGGAGGAAUCGAUGCCAUAUUAUCAAUUGAAGUUGAUCAGAUUAACACUGUGGCUUCUCAUGAGGUAGGCACUGCAGGAGGAAUCGAUGCACCACCUGGGAUACAGGUUAUUUCAGACAUGCAAAUGAACACAGAAAAUAUUCAUACAGUUGUGCCUGAUCAGGACCAAAACAUAACUCAACAACAGUUAGAGAAUCUUACUGACUGGGAAUCAGAACAAGAGCAACCUGAAAGCACAAACCCAUUGCUUCAGGUACAGGAAUCACAAUCGUCUCAGGUUGAAGUGAUAAAAGAAAAUGAAAACACAGAGGAACAAAAAAUGGACCAAAACAGAACGAGCACUUGGUUUAUCGAGGAACACAAUAACGAUACAAAGGAAGAAAUAAAAGCUGGUCCUACAGACAACUUUACCAAAGAGGACAUCACAAGUGUAUGUUCACAACAAUAUGUGCUUUGUGAAUUAACCUCUCAAACUUCUGAUCUGGGUUUAACUACAAUUGAAUAUCCUUCACCUGCAACAGAGCAUCUGGAUUUCAAGGAAGAUGAAGCAAAUAGUAUAGAGAAUGUGGAAAGUAGAAGUGCAGAAAUCCAGCCACAAACUCAGACUAGGAAAAAGAAAAAAAUGGGAUCAACACGGAGACCACAUGGAAGACACCAACCACCUCCGGAAGGAGAGGAAGGAGAAUGGAAAGAGCUAGAAAAUGCAGAAGAAAUUGAACAUCAAUUAAUAACUCAAGUAGCUACUUCAAACCUGAUCAAUGAACCACAGAAUACUAUGAGUGAAGUGACACCUAACAUCCAUGGCUCAACAGUGACAACUGAACAAAUAGAAAUUAUUACCACAGAAGGGCAAACAGGGACUGGAGGAAUCGAUGCCAUAUUAUCAAUUGAAGUUGAUCAGAUUAACACUGUGGCUUCUCAUGAGGUAGGCACUGCAGAAGGACUGACUGAUACUAUAGAGCAAAAGGAAAAGUCAGCAGUGCACGAAGUGAAGGAUUCUGUUGUCAUGCAUUUAGAUGAGCAAGAAAUGGCACCAGUCGUCACAAAAAUACAGGACGAUGCUUUAAUAGAGCAUGUGUCCUUAACAGUCAAAAUGCAUGAUAAUGAGAUUCCUGAUAAUGAAUGUGCCAGUAGAGCUAAUGUUCAUUCUACAUGUGAGAAUGUGGACAAUAGCAAUGCCGAAAUCCUGACGCAAACCCAACCUAAGACAAAGAAAAAAAUUGGAUCAACACGGAGACCGCGUGGAAGACACCAACCACCUCCUGAAGGAGAGGAAGGAGAAUGGAAAGAGCUAGAAAAUGCAGAAGAAAUUGAACAUCAAUUAAUAACUCAAGUAGCUACUUCAAACCUGAUCAAUGAACCACAGAAUACUAUGAGUGAAGUGACACCUAACAUCCAUGGCUCAACAGUGACAACUGAACAAAUAGAAAUUAUUACCACAGAAGGGCAAACAGGGACUGGAGGAAUCGAUGCCAUAUUAUCAAUUGAAGUUGAUCAGAUUAACACUGUGGCUUCUCAUGAGGUAGGCACUGCAGAAGGACUGACUGAUACUAUAGAGCAAAAGGAAAAGUCAGCAGUGCACGAAGUGAAGGAUUCUGUUGUCAUGCAUUUAGAUGAGCAAGAAAUGGCACCAGUCGUCACAAAAAUACAGGACGAUGCUUUAAUAGAGCAUGUGUCCUUAACAGUCAAAAUGCAUGAUAAUGAGAUUCCUGAUAAUGAAUGUGCCAGUAGAGCUAAUGUUCAUUCUACAUGUGAGAAUGUGGACAAUAGCAAUGCCGAAAUCCUGACACAAACCCAACCUAAGACAAAGAAAAAAAUUGGAUCAACACGGAGACCGCGUGGAAGACACCAACCACCUCCCGAAGGAGAGGAAGGAGAAUGGAAAGAGCUAGAAAAUGCAGAAGAAAUUGAACAUCAAUUAAUAACUCAAGUUGCUACUUCAAACCUGAUCAAUGAACCACAGAAUACUAUGAGUGAAGUGACACCUAACAUCCAUGGCUCAACAGUGACAACUGAACAAAUAGAAAUUAUUACCACAGAAGGGCAAACAGGGACUGGAGGAAUCGAUGCCAUAUUAUCAAUUGAAGUUGAUCAGAUUAACACUGUGGCUUCUCAUGAGGUAGACACUGCAAGAGGAAUCAAUGCACCACCUGGGAUACAGGUUAUUUCAGACAUGCAAAUGAACACAGAAAAUAUUCAUACAGUUGUGCCUGAUCAGGACCAAAACAUAACUCAACAACAGUUAGAGAAUCUUACUGACUGGGAAUCAGAACAAGAGCAACCUGAAAGCACAAACCCAUUGCUUCAGGUACAGGAAUCACAAUCGUCUCAGGUUGAAGUGAUAAAAGAAAAUGAAAACAGACAGGAACAAAAAAUGGACCAAAACAGAACGAGCACUUGGUUUAUCGAGGAACACAAUAACGAUACAAAGGAAGAAAUAAAAGCUGGUCCUACAGACAACUUUACCAAAGAGGACAUCACAAAUGUAUGUUCACAACAAUAUGUGCUUUGUGAAUUAACCUCUCAAACUUCUGAUCUGGGUUUAACUACAAUUGAAUAUCCUUCACCUGCAACAGAGCAUCUGGAUUUCAAGGAAGAUGAAGCAAAUAGUAUAGAGAAUGUGGAAAGUAGAAGUGCAGAAAUCCAGCCACAAACUCAGACUAGGAAAAAGAAAAAAAUGGGAUCAACACGGAGACCACAUGGAAGACACCAACCACCUCCGGAAGGAGAGGAAGGAGAAUGGAAAGAGCUAGAAAAUGCAGAAGAAAUUGAACAUCAAUUAAUAACUCAAGUAGCUACUUCAAACCUGAUCAAUGAACCACAGAAUACUAUGAGUGAAGUGACACCUAACAUCCAUGGCUCAACAGUGACAACUGAACAAAUAGAAAUUAUUACCACAGAAGGGCAAACAGGGACUGGAGGAAUCGAUGCCAUAUUAUCAAUUGAAGUUGAUCAGAUUAACACUGUGGCUUCUCAUGAGGUAGGCACUGCAGAAGGACUGACUGAUACUAUAGAGCAAAAGGAAAAGUCAGCAGUGCACGAAGUGAAGGAUUCUGUUGUCAUGCAUUUAGAUGAGCAAGAAAUGGCACCAGUCGUCACAAAAAUACAGGACGAUGCUUUAAUAGAGCAUGUGUCCUUAACAGUCAAAAUGCAUGAUAAUGAGAUUCCUGAUAAUGAAUGUGCCAGUAGAGCUAAUGUUCAUUCUACAUGUGAGAAUGUGGACAAUAGCAAUGCCGAAAUCCUGACGCAAACCCAACCUAAGACAAAGAAAAAAAUUGGAUCAACACGGAGACCGCGUGGAAGACACCAACCACCUCCUGAAGGAGAGGAAGGAGAAUGGAAAGAGCUAGAAAAUGCAGAAGAAAUUGAACAUCAAUUAAUAACUCAAGUAGCUACUUCAAACCUGAUCAAUGAACCACAGAAUACUAUGAGUGAGGUGACACCUAACAUCCAUGGCUCAACAGUGACAACUGAACAAAUAGAAAUUAUUACCACAGAAGGGAAAACAGGGACUGGAGGAAUCGAUGCCAUAUUAUCAAUUGAAGUUGAUCAGAUUAACACUGUGGCUUCUCCUGAGGUAGGCACUGCAGGAGGAAUCGAUGCACCACCUGGGAUACAGGUUAUUUCAGACAUGCAACUGAACACAGAAAAUAUUCAUAGAGUUUUGUCUGAUCAGGACCAAAACAUAACUCAACAACAGUUAGAGAAUCUUACUGACUGGGAAUCAGAACAAGAGCAACCUGAAAGCACAAACCCAUUGCUUCAGGUACAGGAAUCACAAUCGUCUCAGGUUGAAGUGAUAAAAGAAAAUGAAAACAGACAGGAACAAAAAAUGGACCAAAACAGAACGAGCACUUGGUUUAUCGAGGAACACAAUAACGAUACAAAGGAAGAAAUAAAAGCUGGUCCUACAGACAACUUUACCAAAGAGGACAUCACAAGUGUAUGUUCACAAAAAUAUGUGCUUUGUGAAUUAACCUCUCAAACUUCUGAUCUGGGUUUAACUACAAUUGAAUAUCCUUCACCUGCAACAGAGCAUCUGGAUUUCAAGGAAGAUGAAGCAAAUAGUAUAGAGAAUGUGGAAAGUAGAAGUGUAGAAAUCCAGCCGCAAACACAGACUAGGAAAAAGAAAAAAAUGGGAUCAACACGGAGACCACAUGGAAGACACCAACCACCUCCGGAAGGAGAGGAAGGAGAAUGGAAAGAGCUAGAAAAUGCAGAAGAAAUUGAACAUCAAUUAAUAACUCAAGUAGCUACUUCAAACCUGAUCAAUGAACCACAGAAUACUAUGAGUGAAGUGACACCUAACAUCCAUGGCUCAACAGUGACAACUGAACAAAUAGAAAUUAUUACCACAGAAGGGCAAACAGGGACUGGAGGAAUCGAUGCCAUAUUAUCAAUUGAAGUUGAUCAGAUUAACACUGUGGCUUCUCAUGAGGUAGGCACUGCAGAAGGACUGACUGAUACUAUAGAGCAAAAGGAAAAGUCAGCAGUGCACGAAGUGAAGGAUUCUGUUGUCUUGCAUUUAGAUGAGCAAGAAAUGGCACCAGUCGUCACAAAAAUACAGGACGAUGCUUUAAUAGAGCAUGUGUCCUUAACAGUCAGAAUGCAUGAUAAUGAGAUUCCUGAUAAUGAAUGUGCCAGUAGAGCUAAUGUUCAUUCUACAUGUGAGAAUGUGGACAAUAGCAAUGCAGAAAUCCAGCCGCAAACUCAGAUUAGGAAAAAGAAAAAAAUUGGAUCAACACGGAGACCGCGUGGAAGACACCAACCACCUCCUGAAGGAGAGGAAGGAGAAUGGAAAGAGCUAGAAAAUGCCGAAGAAAUUGAACAUCAAUUAAUAACUCAAGUAGCUACUUCAAACCUGAUCAAUGAACCACAGAAUACUAUGAGUGAGGUGACACCUAACAUCCAUGACUCAACAGUGACAACUGAACAAAUAGAAAUUAUUACCACAGAAGGGCAAACAGGGACUGGAGGAAUUGAAGCCAUAUUAUCAAUUGAAGUUGAUCAGAUUAACACUGUGGCUUCUCAUGAGGUAGGCAAUCCAGAAGGACUGACUGAUACUAUAGAGCAAAAGGAAAAGUCAGCAGUGCAUGAAGUGAAGGAUUCUGUUGUCAUGCAUUUAGAUGAGCAAGAAAUGGCACCAGUCGUCACAAAAAUACAGGACGAUGCUUUAAUAGAGCAUGUGUCCUUAACAGUCAGAAUGCAUGAUAAUGAGAUUCCUGAUAAUGAAUGCGCCAGUAGAGCUAAUGUUCAUUCUACAUGUGAGAAUGUGGACAAUAGCAAUGCAGAAAUCCAGACGCAAAGACAACAUAAGAAAAAGAAAAAAUUUGGAUCAACACGGAGACCCCAUGGAGGACACCAACCACCUCCUGAAGGAGAGGAAGGAGAAUGGAAAGAUCUGGAAAAUACAGAAGAAAUACAAUGCAUUGAUCACGCAGCUAGUUCAAAUUUGCUUUCUGAGCUACAGAAUGCUAUAACUGAGUCACUUGAUACCCACUGUACUACUCAACUUAUUCCUGAAACACAAGCUAGCUUAGACAUGCCAGUUGUUUCUGAACAGUACCAUACAAUGUUUGAAGAGAGUUUAGAGAAUCCCAAAAAUAAUGAAUCAGAAAAAGAGCAAUGUGAUAUCACAUGUCCAGUUGUUCACAUACAGGAAUUAAAUUUGGCCCCUCAUUAUAUGGCAAAACAGAGUUCAGGAGAUAGUAACUCUGGGAGAAGGAAGAAGAUAGGUUCAACUAGAAGGAGUCUAAGAGUAAUAAAGGAAAAAGAAAACAUCCAGGAACAAACAAGAGGAGAAAGUACACCAAAAUCAGCGAAAGAUAACGCGCAAAAUGGAGCAUACCACUUAACUGCUGAAAUAUCUCAUCAAUCCAUACAAACACAUUCCGAUCCACUAAAUAUCAUAGAACAUGAGGCAGAAGAAAUGGGUUCCAUAUGCAAGAAUCUUGAGGAAGGACAGAGUAAACAAGAAGCAUGGCAAAGCUCUACAGAUAUGAGCCCAAGAUAUGUUGGAGACUAUGAUAAAAAAUACUUAAAAUUAGUAUCAAAUGAAGACAUGGUUAACCCUGAGUCAAGUUCUUGUAACAAAAAGGCAAGCGUACCAGAGUACAAAACAAAAAUUCACCAUAAACUUGAUCAUUCAGAAGGCUCCCUUCUUAGUGAGAUAGAGCUUUACCUGAAUAAAAGUUUUGAAAAUACCCUAAAUACUACAGUUCUUAACCCAAAUAUAUCAGAAUUUUCAGAACCAAUGUUUGAGGGGUCUCUUCAGCUACCAUCAUCUCAAAACCCUCAAAUUCAUAUGGAACAGAGCUCUCCAGCAAGAAAGAGAAAAAUGGGCUCAAGUCGCAAGAUGCCUAGAAACAAGCAUGAAGAAAAAACACCCAAUGAGAGCGAAGGGUCUGAACAGGAAAAAGAGAAUUUGGACAAGAAUCGUGUUAAAAAUAGUGACCCUAAAACAGAGGCAAAGUUAGUUGAGGAAACUGUCAUGGCUGAAGGCACAGAAGACAUGAAAGAAUCAGCUGAACUCAUGUCUGAAGUCCAAGCUCUUUCUGAAACAAAUGAGAGUAGUACACAAGUCACAGAACAGCCACUUCCAGAAGGUAGACGAAAGUUUGGGUCCAGACGUACAACGAAGGGAUGUAGUGGUCUAGGUGCAUUUACACAUGGUGAUUAUGAAAGCAACCAGGAAAACACAGAUAUUCAAAUGACUAAGGACUUAAGGGUUUCUGAUCCAUGUUUCAUCUCAGAACCAAAGAGCCCACCAAUCUCUCACCAAGUCUCUGAGGCAAGACCAGGAACUGAAGAGGUUACAAAAGUGAAAAAUACAAAUAUAUCUCAUGAAGCUGGCCUUGUUUCUCUGGAUAGCAAUAGGAAAACUUCACCAUCUGUUGUCAGCACUGGAAUUAGACAGAAAAUAGACUUUGAGCAAUGGAAUGAGCAAAUUCCAGAUUUUGGAGAGUUGGUAUAUAACAUUGUGAUGGUGGGAAACAGCAGCGUGGGCAAGACGUCCUUCAUAAAACGUUUACAGAGUGGACAUUUCAUCCCGGAUUACAGCUCUACUAUUGGUGUUGACACCUUUGUUCAUACUGUUACUUUUGGUAAUAAAACAGUCAAACUGUAUGUGUGGGACACAGCAGGUCAGGAAAGGUAUCACAGCAUCACUAGGCAGGUUUUCCACAAGGCCCAGGGGCUUCUAUUGAUGUAUGAUAUCACAUCAUCUCAGAGUUUCCAUGCUGUUCGUGCCUGGAUCUCCCAGAUUCAGGAAAAUGCUCACCCUGAUGUCAUCUUGAUGUUACUUGGCAACAAAAACGACUGUGCUGAUCGAGAAGUCCAGCUACAGGAAGGGGAGACUCUAUCAAAAGAGUAUGACAUUCAUUUUAUGGAGUGCAGUGUUGCAACUGGUGAGAAUGUGUCAGAGUCUCUGAAGACUCUAGCAUGGUUACUGAUGAAACAGAGAGUGAGGAAAGAGGAGGAACAUAAAACAUUACAGCCAAAGCCUCAACAAAAUAAGAAGUCAGGUUGCUGUUGAAAACUCUUUUUCUGUACACACACACACACACACACACACACACACACACACACACACACACACACACACACACACACACAUACUCUUUGUCCAUACACUUUAUCAAAUAUACAAUAUGCGUUUAAAAUUGUAAUAAGAUAAUAAGAAAAUAUUAUAGUAUGUUUACUGCACUUUUCAAAUAUUUUGAUUGUCUUCAUUCAUUUCAAUCCAUUCUUAAUAAGCAUACAUUAUUUAAUUAACCUAAUUUUAUGUGCUUUGUGCUGUUCCAUGAAACUGAACAAUUCUACUUUUUCUGAUUCUACUUUACAUUACAGUUACUUUUGUAUUAUCUUCCUGAGUUCAAGGCUGAGUUGUAAGGCAGAAUGUCAUUUUAUAACUACACUUGUAAGUUAUAUAAACUUGUAUUGGCUAAUAUGAACUGAAUAUGUAAACAACUAAAAUUAAGCUGAGAAAUAAAAAUGUAAUUUAUCUCCA